AUGCCAAUCGGUGGUGAUCAAAACAGCCACAAACGACACACAGCACCGUCCGUUAAGGAGUCAAAGCGACCUUUAACCUCAUCUAGUGCAGUUUUCGGGAAACUCAAGGUCGAGAGUUCCAGCACAACCGUCCGCAAGACUCGCGACGAUCGACAGCGUCCUGAGGAUCAAGUACUUAUGCGGGCAUUGCGUGAUUUUAAUAUUCCGAAGAUUGUAACAGAUGACCUUCCGGUAUUUAUGGGUCUUAUAGGCGACUUAUUUCCAGCAUUAGAUGUACCACGAAAACGCAACUAUGAAUUUGAGGCAGUUAUUAAGCGAUCGGCGAUUGACUUAAAACUCCAACCAGAGGAUGGGUUCAUUUUAAAGAUAGUUCAACUUGAAGAAUUGUUUGCAGUGCGCCAUUCUGUAUUCAUAAUUGGAUUCGCAGGAACUGGAAAAUCCGAGGUUUGGAAAACGCUAAACAAGACAUAUCAUAAUCAGAAGAGGAAGCCGCAUUACAAUGAUCUUAAUCCAAAGGCAGUGACAAAUGAUGAGUUGUUUGGAAUUGUCAAUCCAGCAACCCGCGAAUGGAAGGAUGGCUUGUUCUCAAUUUUAAUGCGUGAUCAAGCUAAUUUGGGUGGUACCGGUCCAAAGUGGAUUGUCCUGGAUGGUGACAUUGAUCCUAUGUGGAUUGAAAGCCUUAACACUGUGAUGGAUGAUAACAAGGUCCUAACUUUGGCUAGCAAUGAGCGAAUUGCGCUAACCAAAGAGAUGCGCUUACUUUUUGAGAUUGCAUCGCUGCGAACGGCAACCCCAGCUACAGUAUCACGGGCUGGAAUUCUUUAUAUAAAUCCACAGGACUUGGGAUGGACACCCUUUAUUCAAUCUUGGCUGGGUACACGAAACAACGCCAGUGAAGUAGCUACUCUUAACGUUUUAUUUGAUAAAUACAUACCACCACUUCUUGAUUUGUUCAGAAGCCGACUUAAAAGCAUCACUCCCAUUUCUGAUAUUGCACGGUUACAAAUGACUUGCUUCUUAUUAGACAGUAUGCUCACCCCACAAAAUGUACCGCAUGACUGCCCUAAAGAUUGGUAUGAGAUAUACUUUGUUUUUAGUGUUAUUUGGGGUUUUGGAUCACCGCUUUUUCAAGAUCAAAUUAUCGAUUGGCGCAAUGAGUUCAGCAAAUGGUUUCAAAACGAAUAUAGAGCCGUUAAGUUUCCAUCAUCAGGCAAUAUAUUUUCCUUCUAUAUUCAUAAUGAAAGCAAAAAGUUUCUACCAUGGACUAAUCUGGUACCGGACUUUGAGCUAGAUCCUGAUCUUCCGCUGCAAUCAAAUUUGGUAAAUUCGGCGGAGACAACCCGGCUUCGCUUUUUUAUGGAUACUUUAAUCGAAGCAGAUCAUCCUUUAAUGCUUAUUGGGCCCUCUGGAUCAGGCAAGACAAUAUUGAUGAAUGCUAAAUUAAGCACUCUACCCACAGACAAAUUUGCUGUAACCAAUGUCCCCUUCAACUUUUAUACUACAUCAGAAAUGUUGCAGCGAAUACUAGAAAAGCCACUUGAAAAAAAGGCAGGUCGCAAUUAUGGCCCUAUAGGAAACAAAAAAAUGAUAUACUUUGUUGAUGAUAUGAAUAUGCCUGAGGUCGAUAAGUAUUUUACAGUUCAACCACAUACUUUAAUCAGGCAGUUCAUGGACUAUCACCAUUGGUAUGAUCGGAUUAAAAUGACAUUGAAAGAUAUACAUAAAUGCAAUAUUGUGGCAUGCAUGAAUCCUUCAGCAGGUUCCUUUACUAUUAAUCCAAGAUUACAAAGACACUUUUGUUCUUUUGCAGUUAAUCAACCCAGCCAGGACGCAUUAUUUCACAUUCUAAACUCAAUACUUUCUCAGCAUUUGGAAAAUCCACAACAUAAGUUUGAUAAGAACAUCAUUAAAGAGUGUACAGCACUUGUCAAUACAGCAAUUGCCUUACAUUUAAAGGUGGUCGGCUCGUUUCUUCCCACAGCAAUGAAGUUUCACUACAACUUUAAUUUACGGGACCUUGCCAACAUAUUUACGGGUGUUCUAUAUGCUAAUAACGAAACAUGCCCCACUUUUAAUCAACUGAUUCGAUUGUGGGUUCACGAAUGUUUCCGUGUAUAUGGUGAUAAGCUGGUCGACCAAACCGACAUAGGAAACUUUAAGAAAAUUGUUGUUGAGGUAGUACGAAAAGGAAUUGAAGGUGUAAGCGAAGACAUUAUUUAUGCGCAGCCUCAUAUAUAUUGUCACUUUGCGAAAGGACUUUCAGAUAUUAAAUAUAUGCCUAUACAAAAUUGGGACCGUCUGAAAGUAUUGUUGGAGGAAGCUCAGCUGCGCUACAAUGACUAUGUAGGUGCCAUGAACUUGGUUCUUUUUGAUGACGCCAUGUCACAUGUGUGCAGGAUAAGUCGAAUACUAGAAUCUUCCAGAGGAUAUGCCCUACUCAUUGGAGUUGGCGGUUCAGGAAAACAAUCUCUUACUCGCCUAGCGGCUUUUAUAUCUUCUCUGGACGUUUUUCAGAUUCAGCUAACAAAAGAUUAUAGUGUGAAUGAUUUAAAAACUAAUAUUGCUGUAUUGUAUUCAAAAGCAGGAGUCAAGAGCACAGCAUGUUGCUUUCUAAUGACUGAUUCUGAGGUGGCACGUGAACAGUUUUUAGUUCUAGUUAACGAUCUUCUCGCAUCUGGUGAUAUUCAUGAACUUUUUCCCGAUGACGAAAUGGAAAACGUGAUUGGAGCUGUGCGUAAUGAAGUCAAACAACUUGGUAUUAUUGACAGUCGCGAGAACUGCUGGAAAUAUUUUAUUGAGAAAGUGCGCAGUCUUCUCAAGGUUGUGCUAUGUUUUUCACCUGUAGGUGCCACUCUUCGUGUACGUUCUAGAAAAUUUCCUGCCCUUGUUAACUGUACUACAAUAGAUUGGUUUCAUGAGUGGCCACAGCAGGCACUUGAGUCUGUAUCAAUGCGUUUUCUCUCAGAGAUUACAGUUCUGCCAAUAGAAUUGGCGCCUCCUGUAUCGAAGUUCAUGGCAUAUGUACAUAAGACUGUAAACGAUAUUUCAGAGCUCUACCUAGCAAAUGCAAAACGGUACAACUAUACCACGCCAAAAUCAUUUCUUGAGCUCAUUUCUCUAUACUCUAAGCUGUUAUAUGAAAAAGUCAAUGCCAAUUUAGAACGUCGUUCUCGCUUAGAAAAUGGCUUAAUUAAACUGGCUAGUUGCACGAAAGAAGUAGAUGCACUUCAGGAUGUUCUCAAAUUGCAAGAAGUUGAGCUGAAAGUUAAAAAUCAGGAGGCGGAUAAUCUUAUUGUCGUCGUAAGCACAGAGAAUGAAAAGGUGUCAAAGGAACGAGCUUAUGCUACUAAGGAGGAAAAGAAUGUUCGUCAGAUUGAGGAAGACGUUGGCGCAAAAGCCAAACUAUGUGAGGAAGAUUUUCGUAAGGCUCAACCAGCUCUUCUUGCUGCCCAGGAAGCGCUAAAUACCCUAAAUAAGAAUAACCUAACGGAGCUUAAGUCCUUUGGAUCACCACCGGAUGCUGUCGUUAGUGUAUGUGGAGCUGUAUUAGUACUAUUUUCUGUCAAUGGAAAAAUACCCAAGGACCGAAGCUGGAAAGCAUCCCGUGGUAUGAUGGGAAAUGUUGACAAAUUCCUCGACAAUUUAAUCAACUACGAUAAAAAACAUAUUCACCCAGAUGUUAUAAAGGCAUUACAACCUUAUAUUCUAGAUCCUGAAUUCAAUCCAGAAAAAAUAAUAUCCAAGUCAUCUGCAGCAGCUGGUUUGUGCUCUUGGGUUAUCAAUAUAAACCGAUUCUAUGAUGUUUAUCUUGUGGUCGAACCCAAAGAACGUGCUCUAGUUGAAGCUGAAAAGGAAUUAAACGAUGCCAGAGAUAAGCUUACAGCCUUAAAUCAACGACUCAAUGAGCUUGAGCAAGAGUUGAAUAUUCUACAAAUGAAAUUCGAUGAAGCGAUGGCAAAGAAACAAAAGUGUCAAGAUGAAGCAGAUAAAACUGCGUUUACAAUCGAUAUAGCAAACCGGUUAAUUGGUGGGCUAGCCACAGAGAAGGUUCGCUGGACAGAGUCUGUGAAAAGUAUAACAUUGGGUAUAAGACAACUACCUGGAGACAUACUUCUUAUAUCGUGCUUUAUUUCCUAUGUAGGUUGUUUUACUCGUGCCUAUCGAACAGAAUUGCAACAGAAAAUGUGGAUGCCAACUUUUCAGAAUAUACAGCCACCAAUACCUUCGACAGAGGGUACCGAUCCCUUUGAAAUGAUCUGUGAUGAUGCCCAAAUAGCUGAGUGGAAUAACCAAGGGUUACCUAGUGAUAGAAUGUCUGCGGAGAAUGCUGCCAUUUUGGUUCAAUCCCAACGCUAUCCGCUAAUGAUUGAUCCUCAGUUACAGGGCAUAAAAUGGGUGAAAGCAAAAUAUGGUCCGGGUCUAGUAGUGUUGCGUCUAACACAGCGGGGAUAUCUUGACUUAGUAGAAAGGGCUGUUAGCAAUGGAAACGUACUUUUAAUAGAGAACAUUGGAGAGAACGUUGACGCUGUACUAAAUCCAUUACUUGGUCGCAUGCUGAUCAAAAAAGGAACUAUUUUGAAGAUCGGCGACCGUGAGAUUGACUUCAAUUCCAACUUCCGUUUGAUUUUGCAUACGAAAUUAGCUAAUCCGCACUAUAAACCUGAAAUGCAAGCACAAACUACACUUAUUAACUUUACUGUAACACGUGACGGCUUAGAGGAUCAGUUAUUGGCUGAGGUAGUCAAGGUUGAAAGACCUGACUUAGAAUCUAUGCGUACACGUCUUACGCAGCAACAAAACCAUUUUAAAAUCACAUUAAAGCUUUUGGAAGAUGAUCUAUUGGCGCGAUUGUCCUCUGCUGGGGAUAAUGUUCUUGAAGAUAUAACCUUAGUUAUGAACCUUGAAAAAACGAAGAAAACAGCCGACGAAAUUGAAGUAAAGGUAGCCGAGGCCAAGAUUACAGGUGUUCAAAUUGACUCUGCCCGAGAAGCAUACAGACCUGCCGCUGAGCGAGCCUCUAUUAUAUAUUUUAUACUAAAUGAUUUAUUCAAGAUAAAUCCAAUCUAUCAGUUCUCAUUAAAAGCAUUUACAGUAGUAUUUAAUAACGCAAUGCUUAAUUCUACGCCAGCUGAAAAACUCAAGGAUCGCGUUGAAAAUCUAAUGGAAUCAAUUACAUACAGCAGCUAUAUUUACACUUCUCGAGGGCUUUUUGAGCAGGACAAACUAAUAUUUCUUACUCAAAUGUGCCUUCAAAUAUUAGUGAAUAUUGGCGAAGUGGAGCCUACUGAACUAGAUUUUCUUCUCCGAUUCCCGUAUAUGCCCAAUCAAACUUCAAAUUUUCCGUGGCUGACUCAUAUUGGAUGGGGAGGCAUUCGUGCAUUAAAUAAUUUGCCAGCUUUUAAAGGAUUAGAAAAAGAUAUCGAAGGAUCGCAUAAGAGGUGGAUGAAAUUUAUUGAUUCGGAGAAUCCCGAGAAUGAGAAAUUACCUGGUGAAUGGAAAGCAAAGUCGGCAAUUCAAAGGCUCUGCAUAAUGCGCUGCAUACGUCCCGAUCGCAUGUCAUAUGCAAUGAAAGGUUUUAUUGACGAAAAAUUAGGAUCCAAGUAUAUCGAUGCGCGGUCCAUCGAAUUUUCUAAAACCUUUAAGGAGUCAAGCCCAGAAACUCAUAUCUUCUUUGUUUUAUCACCAGGUGUUGACCCACUUAAAGAUGUAGAAAAAAUUGGCAAGGUGUUAGGCUAUAGUUUUGAUCAUGAAAACUUUCAUAGUGUUUCAUUAGGUCAGGGGCAGGAAAUUAUUGCAGAAAAAGCUAUUGAGACAGCUUCACAACAAGGGCAUUGGGUCAUUCUACAAAAUAUUCACCUAGUUGCACGCUGGUUGCCUAGCCUUGAAAAGAAAAUGGAAGCUUCUCUUAUUAAUGUGAAUUCCAAGUAUAGACUUUUUUUAAGUGCUGAACCUGCAGGUGACCCGUUAAUGCACAUUUUACCGCAGGGAAUACUGGAGUCUGCGAUUAAAAUUACAAACGAACCGCCGACGGGUAUGAUGGCUAACAUACAUAAGGCCCUCGACAAUUUUAGCGAUGAGACACUUGAGAUGUGCUCUAAAGAAACGGAGUUUAAAGCUAUUCUUUUCUCUCUAUGUUACUUCCAUGCCGUCGUGGCUGAACGUCGCAAAUUCGGGCCACAGGGCUGGAAUCGAUCAUAUCCAUUUAAUGUGGGUGAUCUUACAAUUUCAGUAUAUGUUUUAUUUAACUACUUGGAGGCUAACACUCGUGUCCCUUGGGAAGAUUUACGCUAUUUGUUCGGAGAGAUCAUGUACGGUGGCCACAUCACAGAUGAUUGGGAUCGUCGAUUGUGUCGCACUUAUCUUGAGGAAUUUAUGCAGCCAGAACUCAUUGAUGGCGAUCUAGAGUUCUGCCCCGGUUUCCCUGCCCCAGGAAUUCUUAAAUAUGCUGGAUAUCAUCAGUAUAUCGACGAAAAUUUGCCAUUGGAGAGCCCUUCCCUAUAUGGCUUAAAUUUAAAUGCUGAAAUUGGAUUUCUCACAACAGUUUCAGAACGACUAUUCAGAAUUGUAUUUGAACUACAGCCGCGAAUGUCAAGUGGUUCAGCCGGAGGGGGUGAAUCUGUGUCACAAGAGGAUAUUAUAAAGGGUGUUAUUGAAGAUUUGCUCGAUAAAGUUCCCACACCUUUUAAUAUUGCAGAGCUUAUGGGACGUGUAGAGGAUCGUAAUCCAUAUAUUAUAGUUGCUUUCCAAGAAUGCGAGCGAAUGAAUAUUCUUAUGUCCGAGCUUAGACGAUCACUAAACGAAUUAGAUUUGGGUCUAAAGGGAGAACUCACAAUAUCGUCUGUCAUGGAGGAUCUUAUGUUAUGCCUCUAUAUGGAUCAAGUGCCUGAGCAGUGGACUAAGCUUGCCUAUCCAAGCUUGUUGGGCCUGCAGUCGUGGUUUGGGGACCUUAUGCAACGUCUUCGUGAGUUAGAAAGUUGGGUUUCUGAUUUUCGAUUGCCAUCAUCCAUUUGGCUAGCUGGCUUUUUCAAUCCUCAAUCUUUACUUACUGCAAUUAUGCAGCAGACAGCACGUAAAAAUGAGUGGCCCCUUGACAGAAUGUGUCUCAAUUGCGACGUCACAAAGAAAUUCAAAGAGGAAUUCACUUCUGCACCUCGCGAGGGAGCGUAUGUUAAUGGCUUAUUUAUGGAAGGUGCACGAUGGGAUAUGAAACUGAGCACAAUAACAGAUGCUCUUAACAAAGAAUUGUUUCCGGCAAUGCCAGUAAUUUAUAUUAAGGCGGUCACACAGGACAAACAAGAUAUAAAGAAUAUAUAUGAAUGUCCAGUAUACAAAAUUAGGUUGCGUGGACCGACGUUCGUUUGGACUUUCAAUUUAAAGAGCAAAGAACGGGAUAGCAAAUGGACCUUGGCUGGAGUUUGCUUACUUUUGCAGACAUAAAACCUUAAAUAACCUUACAAAUUAAUAAUUUGAUUUUUCUGUACGUUAAUGUAAUACCACAAUAAAUAUUCAAUUCUACGUUGCGUGGACCGACGUUCGUUUGGACUUUCAAUUUAAAGAGCAAAGAACGGGAUAGCAAAUGGACCUUGGCUGGAGUUUGCUUACUUUUGCAGACAUAAAACCUUAAAUAACCUUACAAAUUAAU
Drosophila novamexicana is the source of this 7642-nucleotide messenger RNA. Its product is annotated as dynein beta chain, ciliary. Gene Ontology annotation, molecular function: dynein intermediate chain binding; minus-end-directed microtubule motor activity; ATP binding. Bases 1 to 7437 code for a protein of 2478 amino acids. Gene Ontology annotation, biological process: microtubule-based movement. The transcript has 10 exons. Gene Ontology annotation, cellular component: dynein complex. NCBI's taxonomy places the organism in Eukaryota, Metazoa, Arthropoda, Insecta, Diptera, Drosophilidae. The record is from RefSeq and is a predicted model, not a curated record.